AUGCCCUACCACGCUACCUCUUCACGCCGCCCCCACACAUCUCCCUCAUCCUCUUCGCCCACAAAGUUCAUGAAAGUAUUUUCUUCGAUCAAGAAAAAGGCCGUAGCGCUGGUGUCGCCAUCUCCCUCACCCUCUUUUCCUAUCGCACCACCCGUUUCCCAUCGCUAUAAUUUGGAUCACGCAUCGAAGGGCUACCGUCCGGGCUCUUCUCUUCAUCGCAAACGCUCUCCUCCUUACAUUCCCCCUAAUGCGGAAUCAAUGAGGAAACACGGAUUGGCUAAUUUCCCUAGGCCUCCUCGCUUCCCCCCAGCUCUCGGACACACGCCAUCUUCUUCGACAUCCUCCGCAUCUUCCUUCGCCACAGCAUCGUCAAGCAUCUCGCCGUCGCCUUCCACUUCUACGACACUAGUUUCGUCGAAGCGUAGAUACAGGAAACAGCCACCUGGGCUAGAUGUGGACUUGUGUCUAGUGUCAGACAUCCACCGUCCCUUGUCUCCGGAGCAGCAGCAAAUAGCCCAUCUUCAGGAUCAAAUAACUGCGCUCCAGCGAGCGUUAUCUCCUCCCCCUCACCAUACGAUCGCUGCCAUACCUGAAGAGCAAUCUGGCACGGAUUCGGAUUCGAUGUGCUCGGCAGACUACACCCUUCUGCCUACUCAUCGGCGCUCCACGCAGUCAGCAUACAUCAAGGGGCUUGUCGAGCCGGCUAGACGUUCUUCAGUAAUUUUAGCCUUGAAUUCGUCGAGUCGGCCAUCGUCCUCGGAUUCCAACAAGAGUUCGCGUUCUCGAGGCAAAUCGACGAUACUCGGCGAGAAGAGAAGCGACCCGGUUAUGGAGGAGCGCGAAGUAUAUGACCCAUUUGCGAAGGAUACGGUAGAGAUCGUCCACGCCCUUCCUACCUUCUGCACCAGUGUUUCUGCCAGAGGCAAUCGUUCCCGCCCUUCAUCAGGCGCUUUCACGAUAUCCAACGUCUCGAACACCGCUCGUGAUCUCUUACUCUCGCCCAUCACUGAGAUAUCCGUCAUUCCUCUUCCCGACGGCGAUUCGUCGUCGUCGUCCUCUUCCUCCCCUAUUUCUUUACCCUCGUCGAAGUCAACCAAGCGCAACAGCGUCGUCAGCUUAGGACAAUCCACCAUCCCACCCCCUUCGUUCCCUCUUCCCAUGCUUCCAUCCAUGGCGCCGACUUCAUCGCCAUUGAUGUCGUCCUAUUCUACUUUCUUACCGCCAAAUGAUGAUGAGCCUGUCGUACAUGACGAGAGCAAAGGAGAUGAAUGGACGCUCGACCUCGGUGCUCUGAAUCGGCCUGUAAAUAUGCAUGGCUCUCCCAAAGACAAGGAGGCUAAGUCAGUUGUAGAAGGAGCGGAAGAAGCAGUGGACUGGACUUUGCACAUCCCUACGCCUACGUACUCGUACUCUCCACCCACACACAGAAGGAAGGAGUCGUAUUUGGAUAUGACCGACCCAGAGCAGUGGCCUUCGCCCCCCGCGUCGCCACCGCCGUCGAUUCGAGCCCCCAGCGUUCGAAGCGUUCGUAGCCGAAGCAAAAGCAGGACCAGGGUCAACGGUGAUGGUUGGUCGUAUGACAGCCCGCGAGCGGCAGCUCCCCCUCUACCGUCACUCUCACCUUCCUUUGUGUCCCUACCACGCUCCACCCCACCCCCUUCUUCCUUCUCCACGAAGUCGACUCUGACUCGCUCUGGGUCUCGUAGCAGUCGCACAUCUUCUCAAUCGAUCACUUCGGCUCCUCCCGCCGUUGGAAAACGUGCCAGCCGAAUUCUCAGUAUAUACACGCGCAAGAAUAACGACGCCAAUGAGAGCGGAUGGUUUUGA
Pleurotus ostreatus (oyster mushroom) is the source of this 1827-nucleotide messenger RNA. RefSeq lists its product as uncharacterized. The record is from RefSeq and is a predicted model, not a curated record. Bases 1 to 1827 code for a protein of 608 amino acids. The transcript has 2 exons. NCBI's taxonomy places the organism in Eukaryota, Fungi, Basidiomycota, Agaricomycetes, Agaricales, Pleurotaceae.